Cuscuta epithymum is the source of this 7181-nucleotide messenger RNA. NCBI's taxonomy places the organism in Eukaryota, Viridiplantae, Streptophyta, Magnoliopsida, Solanales, Convolvulaceae. The record is from the annotation of a GenBank genome assembly.
AGAAAGGUACGCAUGAGUGAAUCGUCCCAUCUUGGGAAAUUGUGGGUGCGCGCAGUGAUCAGUGCAGGCUGCAAAGUGAAGGGCCAAGGCCGAGUUCUCACCUCCGCCAGGCAUUGGUAAAUUGGUCGAAUAAACUCGCAUGCUCUUUCCCCCGAAACGGCUCCAUUAGCACUGUCACCGCUUUAACAGAGCUCCAUCAACCAAGUUGGAUAUUUUUUCUCUUCUCAAUUUGUAAUAUAUUUGAAGCCCUAGUUUGUUUGUUUGUUUGUUGGUAAUGUGGUGUUAAUUGUCGAGUUUCGUGGUGGUAUGAGUUGUAGGUCAGCUUGACGUUUUUGGAGAUAUCUGAGAUACGUAGGUGAAUUUUAUGCUCAUAUGAAUGUUGUGCUGAUAAUGAAAGAGUAAAUGGCCUCUUCCAUUUGACCCUAACUAAGUUGCUGGAUGACGUUUUUGAGGAUAUAUAUAUCUCCCAUAGGGUUGUUUUUUGAGUAGACUUGGUUUGAAACCCUAGUUAGGAUGGGGGAGGAAGGCAGUGGGAAUAAUGCUAGUGCAAAGCGGAAGCCAAAGGCUACCGAGAUGGAAUUUGAUUCAGGAGAUGAUGAGCCGAUUGGGUCUCUCUUUAAGUUGAAAGGCAAGAAAUAUAAGACCAGAGUAGAAUUGAGUGGGGUUAGAGAUAUGGUUAUGGGGGCACAGGGCGUGACGAAGAAAUAUGCAGUCAAGGACGAGGAUUUGGCGGGUAUGGAUGAUACAUUGGCUAGUUUUUGUAAAAAGUUGAAAGUUCACAAGAAGGAAUGUGUGUUGGUGCCUUCUGAAGGAGAUAAAUUAUACUGUGGCACAAAGCUAACGGUCUACUCUCCAACUGCCCUUGUGAAGAAUGAAUAUUUAACUGCAGAGACGUCUUCAAAGGCUGUGGAUAAAGAACAGAGGGAUGGCUAUGUUCUACGCGAUGAGGCAGUUAGUAAAGGGCUUGAAAAAGAGGGCAAAAGGAAAAACAAGAGGCCUCAUGCUGCGUCUACUACAGGAACAGUUCUUUCUCAGUCUGACCAUGCUGAUAUUUCAGUGGCUCAGGAAUCUAUAAAGAAAGAUUUUAGAAAAACUUCUUGUUCAGAUGAUAUUUUAGAAGAAUCAUUGUCUGCUUUCUUACGAAGGUCUGAAUUGUCAAAGAAAUCCCGCAGUCCUUUAUAUUUGAAACCAGGGAAGGUAAUUGAUUCAUCUGUUAAUAACUUAAGCUCUAGUGGCAUCUCUGAGGAUACCAUGUCCAUAUCAGCAAGGACAUCAAAUGAAUUUGUCCAGGAAUUUCCUGGAUGUGGUUCACUAGAUAUGUUUUCAAAGAAUGGUUGUACCUUCCACCAUGGCGAUCCUUCUAAAGCAGUUUCAGAAAAUCCAGUUCUCACUUCAAUAGACAAAGGUCCUGAUCUUGGGUUGCAGGUUUGUAAGAUCCGAAGUGUACAAUGUGAUGAAGUUGAUCAUUUGACUUCAUGUAAUCAGGAUGGUGUCAUACUGGAGGCCCAUAACAUAAUGGAGCAUUGUCCUGUCUAUUGUCAAGGAUUUGCAUCUGAGGAUAGUUUGGAGGACCCCCCUACCAGAAAAUCAGGUCAAUGCAAUGCUUAUGAAAACAAAAAAACAGUUGAGGAAAUUUGUGCAUUAAAGGGGAACACUAACAUCAAUUUGGACAACCUGCGGAAUGUCCAUGCACUAAGUACAGAUGACGAUGUGCAGUUUUCAGAUCUUAAAAUGGACACACAGUCUUGUUCUCGUAACGAAGAGUUAAAUGGAUAUGCUGAAAAUACAUUGCAGAAAAUCACUGGAAAUGUCAGUGGUGAAACUUUAUUGCCUUGUAGUAGCAUUUUAGCAGGAUCAUCUGCAAUCAAAGGAAACCCAGAUAUGUCUCUACAAGAUUCUGUCAAACUUGAGUCCAAGACAAUUCAAAAAGAUCUGGGGCACAAUCAGGAUCAUUCAUUGGGUGCUGUUGGUGCCUUAUAUACACAAGUUACUGCUGAUGGUUUUCUGCAUUCAGUACAAAAUACUAUUAAUUGUGUGAAUGAGCCACUUGCCUCACUAUCUUCAGGCAAAAAAGAUGCUUCGGCAUAUAGUGAAAUGAAGUCUGAGGAUGGUGAUGACUCUUAUGCUAAUUCCAAAGAAGUAGUUCCAAAAAGUUUUGUUACUGCAGCAGAAAAGUGCAAUUCUGUGAGCCAUCACAUCCAAUUGCUCGAUGAGGUUGGCGGAGGGACAUCUUCCCAAAGCCAUGAUUUUCAAGUUGGACAUGAGUUGUAUAAUCAAUCUGCUUCACCUUCAAAUACACGCGGAAAUGAUGAAGUAGAGACAGAGUCGAUGCCUGAUGAGACUCCUGAAAGUAAGGAUGAGAGAGUGAUCGGUCGUCAACGUGCUGCAAGAAACACAAAAAGGCGCAGGCAUUGGGACAUGGCCUAUGAGGGGGAUGUUGACUGGGAGAAUCUUGUGCGCGGGCAAGACUUUUUAAUCAGCCAUCAAAAUGGUGAUGCUGGGCAAAUCAAACAAAGGGAAAAGCCUGAUUAUUCUUCAUUGCUAAUUCUGGAUGAUGAAAAUGGAGGAGCUGCAGCUGUUUCUGUUGGUCUGAAAGCUCGUGCUGUCACUCCAAUUGAAAAGAUAAAAUUUAAGGAUGUACUGAGGCGCAAAGGUGGGAUUCAAGAAUAUCUACACUGCAGGAACCAUAUUUUGAGCCUUUGGAACAAAGAUAUUAGUCGCAUUUUACCUCUUUCAGAGUGUGGAGUGUGUGAUGCCAAUUUGGUUGUUGUAUCCCCCCUUGCUUCACUAAUCAAGGAUGUUUAUACAUUUCUGAAUCAAUGUGGUUAUAUUAACUUUGGCAUUGCUUCCAGAAAGGAUAUAUCUGGAAGUGUCCAUGAGCACAACUUGAAAAUAUCAAAAGAAGAAAAGGUCACCGAAAAAUGUGGAGCUUCUAUUGCUGAAUCAGAUGAUGGAGUUUCUUUUAUCAUGGGGCAGCUUAAGAGUUCUGAAAUUGUUGCUACAAAGAGUGGUAUUUUAUCUAACAAUGAAAAAUGCACAGAAAAGUAUGAAAAGGAUACACCGACUGUUGAUAUCCCGACCUCAGAAUUGUUGACAUCAACAGGACAUGAAGGAUGUCCUUCUGAUGGCUACCGGGGCGAUGGUUGUGAUUCAUUGGUUAGUUCAGAUAGUAUGAUGCCGGACAUCUCUGUAAAGGAUGAUGAUGGAAAAGUGCAGCAUGUCUUGGAUCCAAAUCCAUUUUCUCCGAAUCAUGAGGCUAGUAAGACAACUGUCUUGCAAUCUGAGUUUUCUAAAUGUCCACAUGCUUUUGAAACAUACACUAAGGAUGCCGAUAAUCAAGUUCUGUGUGAUGCCGAAACCAAGAAAGUAAUUAUAAUUGGAGCUGGGCCUGCUGGCUUAACUGCAGCAAGUCAUUUGCAGCGCCUAGGUUAUCAUGUAACUGUGCUUGAGGCAAGGAGCAGAAUAGGAGGCCGUGUUUUUACUGACCGUUCUUCUCUCUCUGUCCCAGUCGAUGUUGGUGCUAGCAUAAUUACUGGUAUUGAGGCAGAUGUUGCGACUGAAAGAAGACCAGAUCCUUCUUCCAUUAUUUGUGCACAAUUGGGACUUGAGUUGACUAUUCUUAACAGUGAUUGCCCUCUCUAUGAUAGUGUAACUGGUGAGAAAGUUCCUGCACAUUUGGAUGAAGCACUUGAAGCAGAAUACAAUAGCUUACUGGAUGACAUGUUGUUGCUGGUUGCUCAGAAGGGGGAACAUGCAGAGAAAAUGUCUCUUGAAGAUGGCUUAGAAUAUGCUCUCAAAAGGCGUCGUAUGGCUCUUUCUGGAAGAAAGUAUUUAGGUAGCAAACACAAUUCUUUGGAUACUGUGACAAAUAGUAUGAUGCUUUCUGAUUCUGAUGAAGUUUGUGACACUCAUUAUCCUAAAGGUGAUGUUCUGAGCCCUCUCGAGAGAAGGGUUAUGAAUUGGCAUUUCGCAAACUUGGAAUAUGGGUGCGCUGCAUUGCUCAACGAAGUCUCUCUACCUCAUUGGAAUCAAGAUGAUGUGUACGGAGGUUUCGGAGGAGCUCACUGCAUGAUUAAAGGGGGUUAUAGCACUGUUGUUGAAUCACUUGCAAAAGGCCUUCAAAUACACUUGAAUCACGUCGUAACUGAUAUUGUGUAUGAGAUGGAGGGGAGUGCAACCCGUGAUACAUUGAUCAACAAGGUCAAGAUUUCCACAUCCAAUGGAAAAGAGUUCUCUGGGGAUGCAGUCCUGAUUACGGUACCACUUGGGUGUCUUAAGGCAGGAGCAAUUAGCUUUACGCCUCCCCUGCCCCAUUGGAAAUCUUUGUCAAUUCAACGGCUUGGAUUUGGUGUUCUUAAUAAAGUGGUUUUGGAGUUUCCUGAAGUGUUUUGGGAUGACUCAGUUGAUUAUUUUGGUGCAACUGCUGAACAAACAGACCUGAGAGGACAGUGCUUCAUGUUCUGGAACAUUAAAAAAACUGUUGGUGCACCUGUUUUAAUAGCCUUGGUGGUUGGAAAAGCUGCUGUAGAUGGCCAACAUAUUAGCUCAUCUGAUCAUGUGAACCAUGCUGUAAUGGUUCUUCGCAAACUAUUUGGUGAAAGCAUGGUACCUGAUCCAGUAGCUUCUGUGGUGACAGAUUGGGGAAGGGACCCAUACAGCUAUGGGGCUUACUCUUAUGUCGCUGUGGGGUCAUCUGGAGAAGAUUAUGACAUAUUAGGGAGGCCUGUUGGGAACUGCCUUUUUUUUGCUGGUGAAGCUACCUGCAAAGAGCAUCCUGAUACUGUUGGUGGUGCAAUGAUGAGCGGGCUUCGGGAGGCUGUGCGUAUUGUUGACAUAUUGACGACAGGUACUGAUUUCACUGCAGCGCUGGAGGCCAUGGAUGAUGCAAACAGACAUUUGGAUGUUGAAGAGAGUGAAAUUGGAGACAUCACAAAGAGACUUGAUGCAGUAGACCUUUCAAAUGUCAUGUGUAAGAAAUCUUUAGAUGGUACCCAGAUUCUAACCAGGGAUUUGCUGUGGGACAUGUUUUAUAAUGCUAAAACAACAGCUGGAAGAUUACAUUUGCUCAAGGAAUUGUUGAAUCUUCCUGUGGACAUUCUAAAAUCAUUUGCUGGAACCAAAGAAGGUCUCAUCACACUUAAUUCGUGGAUAUUGGAUUCUCUAGGAAAAGAUGGGACUCAGCUCUUGCGCCAUUGUGUUCGUCUACUUGUACUUGUUUCAACUGAUUUAGUUGCUGUGCGUUUAUCUGGCAUUGGGAAAACUGUAAAAGAAAAAGUGUGUGUGCAUACAAGCCGUGAUAUUCGUGCUAUAGCAAGCCAACUUGUAAAUGUGUGGAUAGAAAUAUUUAGAAAGGAGAAGGCUUCCAAUGGUCUAAAGCUGUUGAGGCAAUCAACUAUUUCUCACCCACCGAAGAGCAAAACUGGUAUUGCAUCUGGAAAACCUCCUUUACGUACAACCUGCAUGACUCCCGAAAGCAAACGAAGCUUGGGAAUUGUAACUGCUGCUGGAAGCCAAGCACACUUGAAUUCGAACAAUAGAAAAGUGGAGCUAAAGCCAUCAAAGUUGGAAGGUGCGGCUGACUCGAAAUCAGAUGUUGAACCACCAAGCUCUCAAGGUUCGGUAGAAAGGCAAAAUACGACAGUUAUUGGAAGCCAGAAUUUCCCAUUGUCUGAUGAGGAAAAGAAUGCUAUUGCUGCCGCAGAAGCAGCUCGUACUGCUGCUCGUGCAGCUGCUGAGGCUUAUGCUUCUUCUGGUGCCAAGUAUAAUACAACAUUGCUGCUUCCAAAGAUACCAUCAUUUCACAAAUUUGCUAGGCGGGAACAAUAUCCAACAAUGGAUGAGUCUGAUAUCAGAAGGAAUUGGUCUGGUGGUGCCUUAGGAAAGCCAGAUUGCUUAUCUGAAAUUGAUUCUAGGAAUUGCAGAGUACGGGAUUGGUCUGUUGAUUUUUCUGUAGCUGGCGUCAACCUUGAUGCUUCCAGAAUGUCUAUAGACAAUCGUUCACAGCAUAGUCUCUCAAAUGAUAAUAAUGCAUGCCAGUUCAACUUCAGAGAGCACUCUGGAGAAAGUGCUCCUGUGGACAGCAGCAUAUUAACUAGAGCAUGGGUUGAUAGUUCAGAUAGUCUAGGAAAGGAUUACAAUGCAAUUGAGAUGUGGCAAUGUCAAGCAGCAGCAGCUAAUUCAGAUUUCUAUGGCCGGACGUUGCAAGUGGUGGAUGAGGAAGAUUCGAACAUGAGCUCAAAAAUACCUACAGAAAAGCAUGAUGUGCUGGCUAAUGAGAGCUCUGCUUCUCACGUUACAGUAACUAAGGCAAGACACAAUCAACCAAGAGGAGCGGAAAAAAUUAAGCAGGCUAUUGUGGAUUAUGUUGCAUCUUUAUUGAUGCCUCUUUAUAAAGCUAGAAAGAUUGACCGAGAAGGCUACAAGUCGAUAAUGAAGAAAACUGCCACCAAGGUCAUGGAGCAGGCCACAGAUGCAGAAAAGGCAAUGACAGUUGAGGAGUUUCUAGAUUUUAAACGGAAAAACAAGAUCCGAGCCUUCGUGGACACAUUGAUCGAGAGGAAUAUGGCCAUGAAAACGGGAGCAAAAUCACGAGCAGCCUGAUGGCCAAUCUUAAAUUUUGGUGCUUAUGCAAGUAUGCAAGAUGAAGAAAGUUAUCUUCUAUGCCUCAUGCAAGAAGAUUUUUCCUUCAUAGAUAGCAUCACAGGUCAACGUGACGGGUUUCAAGGAACCUGCCAGUUUGUGUUAGUAAUCAUUAGCCCUGAUUGUUUGUCCUCCAUGUAUAUAUGCACAACAUGGACAAGAAACAGCUCUUUUGAGGUGGCAAAGGCCCCAUCGAUCAUCUGGCAGACUGUGAAGUAUAUUCAACUCAUUUUGUUGUUGUGCCUGUUAGGCACCUGGAGGAAUGGUGCUUCUCGUCAAUUGAUCUUGGAAAUUGUUGGUCAGGGUGUUGAACCUAAAUAUUGUAUCUUUUAGCUUUAGGAAAGAAAGAGGAGCCCUGAAAUUUUCUUUUUGAGAUUUCACGAUAGAUUAAAACUGACUUGUUUUCUGACACUUCAUUUAGUCAUGAGAUUGUACAGCUUAGGACCAUUAUCAUGAGUUCAAAUAUACAAAAGUUUAUUCUUGGUCUUUCAAGUCUACUAUUAUUCACAAGCUGCCUUAAUAUAUUGAAACAUAUAAAUUCA